This is a messenger RNA of Didymosphaeria variabile, 4479 nucleotides long. RefSeq lists its product as uncharacterized. The record is from RefSeq and is a predicted model, not a curated record. Bases 1 to 4479 code for a protein of 1492 amino acids. Gene Ontology annotation, molecular function: ATP hydrolysis activity; ABC-type peptide transporter activity; ATP binding. NCBI's taxonomy places the organism in Eukaryota, Fungi, Ascomycota, Dothideomycetes, Pleosporales, Didymosphaeriaceae. Gene Ontology annotation, cellular component: membrane; fungal-type vacuole. The transcript has 3 exons. Gene Ontology annotation, biological process: transmembrane transport.
AUGGCGUCCGCUCAUAUCCCGACGUCGCUGAACAUUGGGAAUUUCAGCCAGGACAUUCCGCCAUUGGCUCGGUGUCACAAGCUCUGGGAUAAUCGAACAGCCCGUUUCACGCCUUGUGCGCUGCCAUAUGUCGCCACUUUCCCGGCCAUUAUUGGCGCCAUGGUUCUGUUGACUUAUUCAUUACGAAUAUUCAGCGCAUACCAGCCGGAAUGGACAAAGCCGUUCGUCAAAGAAGAGAAAGAAAGUUCAAACGAGAUGAGCCCUACUUUCUGGAGUCGGCCGCUGUCUGCAACCUUCGGAUUACUGAUGGUUUCAAUGAUCGGACUCACGAUGCAGCUGUUGGCCAGCUUUCUCCCCAUCUUCUCUCAUGACGGCAUUUAUCCUUCAGUUGCUUGGGUCAUCAUCAUCAGUAUCAUUGUUAUCGAACGCCCAAGGGCGGCCUCGCUAUCGCUUAUCGUUCUGUAUAUCGGCCUGUUCCUCGAAAGACUUGUUAUGCUUUCUCAUGGUCGGUUUCCAUUAGCACCACGCGAUGCGCCUGUUAUUUUAGCGGCAGCAACAGCAUUGAUUGGCAUUUUUAUCGUCCUGAAUAUGCCUCUGCGCGAUCCAGCUCUGCCGCGGGAUGGUAUUAGUCCCGUUUCCACUGCGCCUACCGUCGACUUGCGGACACCAGAAGACAAUUUGACGCCUUUCCAAUACAUGACUGUGUCGUGGAUGCGACCUCUGAUCAAGAAAGGGAAGACCAGAGACAUGAACGAUGAAGAUGUUUGGGAUUUGGGCUAUGAGUUUAAGCAUGAGAGACUCCACAGCGCCUUUCGCGUGCUCCAAGGAUCAGUGACAAGAAGGAUAUUCUUUGCCAAUGGCAUGGAUUUGGUCAUUACAACAUUGCUUGCACUUUUUCAACUUGCUUUAACAUUGGCAAUCCCUGUCCUCUUACAGCAACUGCUUGCGACCAUGCAAGAUCCGAACUCUAGCGGGAACGCCACCAUCACUUACGCUUGUAUUGCGCUUUUCUUCCGGCUGAUCAAUGCUCAAAGUCAAGUAUUUGCCAUAUGGCAUCAAAGAAGGGCUUAUGAGCGAUCACGCGGUGAGAUGAUCACGAUGCUUUACGAGAAAACCCUCAAUAGAAAGAUACUGGGCGCGAAGCAAAAGUCGGAAGAAGAGCGAUUACACGGUCACUCCAACGGCGAAGUCAAUGGAAAUGCCAAUGGUCACGCCAACGGAGAGACCGACAAAAAGCGGACAUGGCCCCGUCACUUUCAGUGGGCUUUCGUGGGUCCGCUUUUCUCUAUUCGGAAUCUGUUCAAGAAGAAACCAGCUGAGCCCGAAAAGAAGGACGACGCAGCUGCCUCUAUGGGCAAGAUCUUGAACCUCAUGCGGAACGAUGUAUAUGAGGUGUCACAACGCUUCUACGAAUUUUCUGACAUCAUCUCUAAACCAGCAGGAGUCAUUUUCGCAACACUCCUUAUCUGGAGGAUGCUUGGCUGGUCCUGCUUGCUGGGUGUUCUGGCAUUAUUUAUCACGCAAUCGCUGAACGUCGUCAUUGCUCGCUACAAAGUGUAUUUCGAGAAGAAGCGCAGAGUUGCUACAGACGAAAAGUUGCAGCGAAUCAAUCAAUUUAUCGAAUCAAUCAGACAUUUGCGAUGGUACGGAUGGCAAGACUCCUGGUUGAACGGCAUCCUGGAAUCGCGUCAGAAGGAAUUGCAUCUUCGUGUCAUCUUGAUAGUCUUCGAGACGACCCUGGCUUUCGUAGUCAAAUUCGGUGUCGGAUUAUUCCCAUUGGUCGCAUUCUACGCAUACACGAAAUUGUCUGGCAAAUCGCUCCGCGUAGACCUCAUCUUCCCGGCUAUCGACCUGUUCAACCUACUAGACUCUUAUCUCCGCGAAUUACCCAGAAUGAUCACCACACUGCUAAACGCCUAUGUCGCGAUGGGUCGAAUCGAGUCAUUCAUGCAAGAACCCGAUAAAGAACAAAACGAUGUCGUUCCAGAAGGAACUGCUGAAUUGAGUCUGCAGAACGCAUCUUUCGCUUGGCCUGGCGUAGAGCAGAACGUCUUGAGCGAUAUCACCCUAGCAUUUCCGCAUGGACUUACUGUCAUCUACGGAGAAGUGGCUUCAGGAAAAACAGCUCUUCUCCAAGCACUGCUGGGAGAGCUCGACAAGACCGCCGGCGAGUUCGUGCAACCGGACCAGGUUAUUGGCUAUUGCGCUCAGACGCCAUGGCUACAAAGCAUGAGCAUCCGAGACAACAUCCUCUUCUCGUACCCAUACGAGGAAGCACGCUACAAGCAAGUCCUGGACGCAUGCGGACUUCUUCCUGACAUGGCUGACUUCAAACACGGCGACUUGUCUAACAUCGGCGAGAAUGGUAUCGGACUCUCAGGUGGGCAGAAAGCUCGAGUAGCGCUUGCACGCGCAGUGUACAGUAAGGCGGAUGUAAUCAUGCUCGACGACCCACUCUCAGCGCUCGACCACCAAACUGCAGAGUUCAUUGUCCGUAAGCUAUUGGCCGGACCACUGCUCGCUGACCGCACCACCAUCUUGGUCACGCAUCGUACGGAGCUCUGUCACGGCAUUUCAAAGCAGUGGGUGGAGCUCAAUCACGGCAAAGCUACAAUUCAUGAGCCUGCCCCUGAAGAAGAGAACGCACUCAAGCGCCAAGAGACACAAGAAUCAAUCUCGGAAGAGGAAGCCAAGAAACGGGAGGAAGCACAGGCGGCGGCUGUUCCAGACAAGUUUAUCGAAGAUGAGCACCGUGCAACAGGAACCGUGAAGCUCCAGGUCUACUGGCGUUACAUUAAGGCUGGAACAUUCCUCUGGUGGUCCGUGGCGAUCUUCGUCAUGAUCCUCUUCCGUGUCAUAGAUGUUGGCCAAGGAUGGUAUGUCAAAGCGUGGGGUGAAGGAUACGAUUACGAUCACCCACGAGGCACAUUCGACUUCCUCCCUCCUCCCGCGCAAGAUGUGGUCCCGUGGCUAGUUGGAUUCUUCGUCUUCGUUGUGAUCACCUCCGUUACGUUCUGGUGGGUCUACAUUGUCAUGUACGGCGUCGGAUAUCAAGCAGCGAAAACUAUCUUUCGAGAAGCCGUCGACAAAGUUGCGCAUGCCACAUUCCGCUUCUACGACGUUACGCCUGUAGGAAGAUUGAUGAACCGUCUUACGUCGGAUAUGAACACCAUCGAUGGACAUCUGAGUUUCAUCUUCACAAUCGUCAUUUGGCAGGCUGUCGGCUUCGUCAGCUCCAUAGUAAUCAUCUUGACUGCGGCGCCAGCAUUUCUAGCGUUCGGAGUCGUGCUCAGUGCAUGCUAUGUAUACUACUUCAGGCUUUUCUUGCCCACUUCUCAGACACUUCGUCGUCUCGAGAUGGUCUCAUUAUCGCCUCUGAUGUCCAAUUUCGGCGCCCUCGUCGAAGGCCUCACCACCGUCCGCGCCUUCUCCGCUCAACCCCGCUUCCAAUCCAACGUCAUCACCGUAGUGGACAGCUUCCAGGCAAAAGACCACUUUUAUUGGUCCCUACAAGCCUGGCUUGGUCUCCGCUUCUCCACGCUGUCUGCCUCCUCAACCCUUGCCAUGGCCAUCAUCGCAGUCUACACGGGCAUCUCCCCCGGUCUAACCGCCUUCGUCCUCAUCACCGCAAGCAAAUUCGUCAUCCAGACCGAGCAACUCUGCAAAAUCUACGGUCAGCUGGAGAUGGACUUCACCAGCGUGGAGCGCGUCGUUGAGCUUCUUGAUCUUGAGACGGAGGAUCCUGGCUUUGUGAACCCGCCUGCCCACUGGCCUACGUAUACCGGCGACAUCGUUUUCGAAAACGUAACCAUCCGGUACGCGCCAAAUCUCGACCCCGCGCUGCAGGACAUCAGUCUGCGGAUCCCAGCUGGCUCGAACACCGCUGUCAUAGGGCGCACCGGCAGUGGAAAAUCUACGCUCGCACUCUCACUACUUGCUACCAUCGCGCCCGAGGCAGGCCAGAUAUACGUCGACGGCGUGGAUAUUGGGACAGUAAACAAGCAGGCGCUGCGCAACCGCGUGACUUUCCUCGCGCAGGAACCCGUGCUCUUCCCAGGCACCAUGCGGAAGAAUCUUGAUCCCCUGGACGAACACAGUGACGCUGCUUGCGAAGCUGUGCUCUCCAAAAUCGCGGGGAACCACGCGUGGACACUGCAAACCAGCAUCGAAGGCGGCGGAAAGGGCCUUUCACAGGGACAGCGCCAGCUCGUUGGCCUGGCACGCGCGAUGUUGCGAAGGAGCCCUGUGUUGAUCAUGGAUGAAGCCACUGCUUCGAUAGACUUUGAGACUGCGCAGAGGAUACAAAGUGUACUAAGGGAGGAGAUGAGGGAGAGCACCGUGAUUACGAUUGCGCAUCGGCUGGAGGCGGUGCAGAAUGCUGAUUACUGCAUAGUGUUGGGCAAGGGCAAAUUGGUGAAGAGCGGGAAGGCGAAGGACAUGCUGAGGAAGGGGGGUGAAUUUACGGGAAUGUUGGCCUAG